AUGGGCACGGACCUGGGCACCUGCAUCGCGGCCAUUGCGCCAGUGACGGGCAUCAUCGUCGGAGCCCUGACCUGCCGCGAAUGCCAGCCGUAUCGGUGGGACGACGAGGGCCGCUGGAUCGUCUACGAGUAUGCCGACGCGCGGCCGGUGACCAGGCGCUGGGGCUUCCACAUGGACUUGUUCUCGCACGACGACCUGAAGGCGGGCGAUGUAAAUUGUCGUUAUACGGCCAUGGUGGAGGACGAGACGGAGGAUCGAUGCGCGCCGCUGAUGAGAUAUGGCCUGAGUGAUGUGGAGGAGCUCUUUCUGCUGAACCCUGUGCUCCGCGGCGACUGCUCCAACAUUAAAUACAAUACCCCGUACUGCACAGACGGCUUUUUGGAGCCCCUGCGAGCGUACGAUGGCUUCUGCGGCCCUCCACACAACAACGCGACUUGUCGUGGUGUUGAUCACGGGCAAUGCUGCAACUCCGAGACCUGGCGAUGCGGGCAGUCAGAACAAGACUGCGCGAUGGGCGUGUGCUACGAGGGACUCUGCUGGGGCCACAAGCACUACACGACCGAUGGCACAUGCGGUAGCCAGCACGGCGGCCGCAAGUGCGCAGGCAAAUGGGGAGAUUGCUGCAGCGUCGACGGCCGCUGCGGGACCGGCCGCGAGUUUUGCAGUCGUGAAGCGUGUCAGAGCGGCAACUGUGAAGCGCGGCGCCAUCACCAACCACAACCCAACCGCGCGACGGACCUCAAACAAAAAGACAGGCAAUUCAAAAUCAUUCAAAUCACCUGGACUGGAUUGCCCGCCAUGGACCUUGCCAGCCAGCUGCGCACAUCCCUCGCCGCGCAGUCUCUGCCCCCCGCAUCCACCAGCUUCCUCACCACGCUCAUCGGCUCGCGCACGCCCCCUCCGCCCAUUGCCUCCCUCCUCGCCACCGCCAAAGCGCGCCUCCUCGCCUGCGACCUCACCUCCAGCAGCAGCAGUAGCAGCAGCAUCCUCGAUGCCGCCGCCUUGGCGUCCCUGCCCGCCGACAUUGGUAGCGCCCGCGUCGAGGAGCGCACGCUGCCGCGCAACGUCCACGUGCAGGUCGUCGACGUCGAGAACCUGAGCCUCAGCCGCUGGGAGCAGGUCGAGGAGCUCGAGGCCGUGGCGCGCGGCGAGCGCACGCGCGGCCGCGAGGUCGUCCGCGUCACGGCCGACGACGACGACGGCGAGAAUGCGAUUCGCGCGGCCGGGACGCAGAGCAGAGGCGGGGGAGUUACGCAGCAGCCGGCAGCGGCGGGAGCGGCAAGGAAUGCGGUGCAUCGGCUGGUGCUGCAGGACAGCAAGGGCAGGACGGUGUACGCGGUCGAGAUGAAGCGCAUGGACAGGAUCGGGGUCGGCAAGACGAACAUCGGCGAAAAGAUGCUGCUGAGGGCCGGCACGGUGGUGGCGAGGGGCUCGGUGCUGCUGACGCCGGACAAGACGGUGUUUUUGGGCGGCAAGGUCGAGGCGUGGCACGAGGCGUGGAUGAAUGGGAGAUUGGCGAGGCUCAAGGCUGCUGUGGGAGCAGAUCGGCCGCAAUAA
Molecule: messenger RNA, 1557 nt
Organism: Akanthomyces muscarius
Lineage: Eukaryota; Fungi; Ascomycota; Sordariomycetes; Hypocreales; Cordycipitaceae
Exons: 4
Coding region: 1-1557 (518 amino acids)
Molecular function (GO): chitin binding
Source: RefSeq, a predicted model, not a curated record